GCGGGGCGGCUCCGGACGGCGGGCGGCAGAGCCGCGGCAGCUCCGCGCAAGACGGGAUGGGGCUGGAGCUGUACCUGGACCUGCUCUCGCAGCCCUGCCGCUCCAUCUACAUCUUCGCCCGGAGCAACAACAUCCCCUUCGAGUUCAAGCACGUGGAGCUAUUCAAAGACUCGGUGCUGGGGAAGAAGCCGGCGGCGGGGAGCGGCGCGGAGCAGCCCCGCGCAGGGCCAUCAAAUAGUGAAGGCACUGGCAAAGUCAACCUCUUAAAGAAAGUACCAGCACUGAAGGACGGAGACUUCACCCUUGCAGAAUGCACUGCCAUUCUGCUGUACCUGAGUCGAAAGUACAACACUCCUGACCACUGGUACCCAUCAGACAUACAAAAACGGGCCCGGGUAGAUGAAUACCUCUCCUGGCAUCAUGCCAACAUCCGGGCUAACGCUCCUAAGACCAUGUGGAUCAAGGUGCUCAUUCCCCUCUUCACAGGGCAGCCACUGCCCUCUGAGAAGCUCCAGGAGGUUAUGGAUGGGCUGUCCACUUCCCUGAAGCAAUUUGAGGAGAGGUUUCUGCAGGACAAGGCUUUUAUCAUCGGGAGUGAGAUCUCCCUGGCGGAUCUUGUGGCCAUUGUGGAGCUGAUGCAACCCGUUGGAGUUGGUUGUGACAUCUUUGAGGACAGACCCAGGUUGAUGGAGUGGCGCAGGCGGGUGGAGGAUGCUGUGGGGAAAGAGCUUUUCUUCCAAGCCCACGAGAUGAUCCUCAAUAUCAAAGAACUGAGCAACAUUCAAAUUGACCCACAGCUGAAAGAGCAGCUGGCGCCUGUGUUGAUGAAGAUGUUGAAAUGAAUUAACCUAUCUUACAAUUUUUCCUGCCUUUUUUUUUCCUUUUUUUUAACUUCUUCUCUGACCUCCAGUUCUACAUGUAACUGGAAAGAGCACUGUAAUUCUAACACAGAAAUUGUGGAGUGUUUUCCCCCUGGGCCAGGCCUUUCUUGUAUCUUUGGAGGUAGAAGCUGGGGAAGGUUUAAGAACUGAAACAUUAAAUCUAUACAGAAGGCUGAGGCCCUACAGGUCACUUAAUAUGCAUCUGGAUUUUAUUUAGGUGUCAGUCUUUUCAGUGAUGGUAGAGACAAGAAUGGUAUUUCCUGACAGAAUCUGAGCCAGCCUAUAAACUGGGAACAUUAGAGAACUGAAUAGGAUGAGAAUUGUUGUUUUCAUGAGUUUUUAACAUUUACACUGCAAAGUGUGCCUAAUCCUCAUCUUCCAGCACGUCUGCGCAGACAAUUACAGCACAAAACUACUUCAUAAAAGUGGACGAAAUUUAAUUUUUUUUUUUUUAAGUUUCUUAUUUCUGAGGCAUCUUGCUUGGCUGUCCAUGUACAUUCCACAGUUCCAGCUGCCUUUAGGUUCCUGUGACAAAUUUCUUUGUAUUCAUCUGUAACUGUGAAUCUUUAUAAUUCUUCAGUUUAACCACUGCCUUUGAUUUCUGCAAGCCUGCGUUCCCUUGGUGCUCAGUCUGGGGCAGGGGCUGUUCUUGGAGAUCUGUGCAGGAAAGACCAAGUCACUUCAACAAGCUGGUGAUGGCCACAGCCUUGGAAUCACUGCCUACCUAAAAUACCACGUUGAUAUGAUAGAGGAAGUACUCUGUAAGAAUGCAUUCACAGUGAUUUCUUGAAAUAAUAUAUAACAGUAAACAAAUGAUUUUUUUUCUGUGGUAAUACUGUAACAGCAAUCCACAUUUCUCCUAGGAAAUGGAUAGGGGGAAUAAAUGCAGACAGGGAAUAAACACAGACAUGAUCUUCUGUUUUGGAUGGAAGUUCACCAAGUGACCCUGUGCAGCUGAAGCAAUAAGAGAGACUUUGUGGCAUUGAGCAAUAUAUGCCUCACAAUGAAAGGGCAGAGAGUUGUUUUGCAGCUUUUGGGCUCUUUUCCUUGGCUGUUUGUUUCUGGUUAGCUGUAGCUCAAAUACAAAAUCCUUUUGUACUGCAGCACAAUUUAUGAGGUAAAACUGAGCGAAUCCAACCAUUUCUAGUUCCUUCAGUUGAAAAUAACAAAUUGUAAAAGAUGCAGAAAUGGGUGGAAUAUACAUCUGUGUAUUUCCCUUCAUAAGUAGUUAUUGCCCUUGAACCUUACCCUGAAAUCCUUGCCCAAGAACUCGUCCUGUUAAAGACUAAGACAAAAUGAGUAAUUAAUUCAGGAAUUGCUUCUCUGUUUUUUUGUUGUUUUUUUUUUCCCCAGUAGUACCAUGUCUUGGCUGGUGUCACUUUUUCUGGCAAAUUCUAUAAAACUGAUAUGUUUUCAUGAUGUCUUUCAUUAAAGUUUCAGUUCUAGAUACUGUCUAAUCUAGAGCCCAGAGAGAUCUUUAAAUUCCCUGUCUGGAAAGGGAACUCAUUUAUAUACUUCAGCUUGCAUUAGCAGGACAUUUUGUUUUGUGAUUAAGUUCUCCAGGAAGUCAAGAGAUGUGACUGAAGACCCUCUCUGAGGGAGGUCUAUUUCCCUACUGGAAAUAGGCAGAUAUUUUUUCCUAACCUUCCUUUCUUCCCAACCAUGAGCUGAAUAAUGUGUUUUUAUUGAUGUUUUGUUCACAUAAUAUUGUCCACAACUGACUUAAAUUUUAAAUGGGAAGUGGAUGAUUUUUUUAAUAAUAUUGAGAGUGGAAUCUUGAAGUGGAUGAUGAAACUGCAAAUGUCUGCAGGAGAGAAAAAUCUCAUCAUUUUUGAAAGGCUGAGCAUGUUUGAGACUGUGAUGUCCUGUCUUGGUUGUUUGUCCUCCUACAAGCAUUUUAACUGUCUAAUCUGAGACAGAAACAAUAAAACAAAUGUCUUUAGUUUAAUAAAA
Molecule: messenger RNA, 2834 nt
Organism: Myiozetetes cayanensis
Lineage: Eukaryota; Metazoa; Chordata; Aves; Passeriformes; Tyrannidae
Product: glutathione S-transferase theta-1
Exons: 6
Coding region: 57-842 (261 amino acids)
Biological process (GO): glutathione metabolic process
Cellular component (GO): cytoplasm
Molecular function (GO): glutathione transferase activity
Source: RefSeq, a predicted model, not a curated record